This is a messenger RNA of Biomphalaria glabrata, 2099 nucleotides long. Its product is annotated as carboxylesterase NlhH-like. The transcript is spliced from 2 exons. Bases 176 to 1147 code for a protein of 323 amino acids. The record is from RefSeq and is a predicted model, not a curated record. Gene Ontology annotation, molecular function: hydrolase activity. NCBI's taxonomy places the organism in Eukaryota, Metazoa, Mollusca, Gastropoda, Planorbidae.
AGAGAAACACUGUAAUAACCUGGGCCCUAGAACGCAGCCAAAAAGGUCAAGGAUUUCUAGCCAAGUAACUAAAAAAAGAUUUGCUUGAAAAAAAUUGAAGUACAUAUCAGUUGUAGUAAGUUCAAAACACAAAUAGCAACACAUCGCUUAGCCGGCGAACAACAUAAGUGUGAUCAUGUCUGCGAAGGAUCUUCUAGCCAAAUGGUCCAGCAAGUAUGAAAUCCAAAAAGAGACCUUUGAUGAUAUCCAAUGCGCCAUCGAUCAAAGGCUGAAACCCUUUUACGAACUGGACCUCAACGAUGCCAGGGAAAUGGCAGAAUCUAUUUUCACGCGAGAUGAUGACGGUGAGUUUGAUGGAGAAAUUCGAGAACAGGUUGUUCCCUGUGAUCACGUUCCUACCGGAGUACCAGUCACAGUCUUCAAGCCACGUGACUGUCCCGAAGUUCCCGGGAUUUUUCUUUACUUCCACGGAGGUGGUCUCAUUGUCUUGAAGAGUUCCCUGUAUAAUUACGUUGUCAGGUCCAUCGCGAUGAAGUCAAAUUGCAUUGUUGUGAAUGUGGAUUAUCGCCUCUUGCCUUGUCCAGAAGACACCAUGGCCCCGUUUAACGAUGUUGUGGCUGUGACCAAGUGGGUGCUGGAAAACAAGGAAAAAAUCGGCGGCGCCCCGAGGAGCAAAGUCGGCGUGGGUGGAGACAGCGCCGGUGGUCAGCUUACCAGCAGCGUAACGCACAGCGUAAAAGGUCUGGACUUUCAAGUUCUGAUCUACCCACUCACUGACAUUUCCCUUGACUGGCCAUCUUUUGAUGAGUUUCGGGAAUUCCCAGCAUUCAAUACCAAAGGAAUGAGAUACAUGUUUGAUCAUUACCUCCCUUAUAUUCCCGACGCCAUCAGCAACCCCCGUGUCAACCCGUUAGCCAGAACUGACCUCAAGUCAUGCCCUCCAACUCUAUUCAUUUUUGCAGAGUUAGAUCCCUUGAGGGACGAGGGCAUAGCCUUUGCCCAAAAGCUGCGCGAUGAAGGGGUUAAAGUUGAAGAGAUCAUGUACAAAGGGUUGGUUCACGGAUUUAUCGGACUUCAGAUGUAUGAUAAGUUCAACCAACAGGCCCACAGAGAUAUCGCCAAAUUUAUCAACUCAGUUAUUCAAUAGAACCUUUUUUUUGGGGAGGGGGGAGGAUUAAAUAAUGUAUUCAGAUCACACAUUGAUUGAUUGCAUUGGAAAGUGUUUUAUUUUUGCCUAUAUGACGCCAAAAUAAAUUCUAAUUUGGUAGCAUUGCAUAAAUAGUGGUAUGUUAACAUAUCAUAAAUAGUGUCUUCAGAGUCCAGGACAUACAGCGGACAAAAUACUUAAACAUUGAUAAGGAAUGUAUUUUAAGAAAAUAAUACUUUUGGCACUUUUUAGCACCCCAUAACCAAGGUUCUAAGCUUUUUUUUAUCUGUAACACAAAGUAAUUUAUAUUAUUUAGUUGGCAGAAGUGUAUUUUGACUAUUUAAUUCAAAAUCUCUUCCCAACCGCCUUUUUUUUAAAAUUUACUAAAUUAUUGUAUUUAAUCAGAAUGUAAACUUGGUAAGGCUCUAAGCUAUUUGAGAUAUGAGGUCCCUUAUAUUCAACAUAAGGUAAUUUUGUUCCCGCUGCACGAAGUCCUACCUAAAAGAGAUUCUGCUACAUCUCUUUUGCGCUCACUCCAUUGGCUUCACGUGAAAGCGAGAAUUGACUACAAGGUGGCCAUACUUUGUCAUCAGUGCAUCUACAAUAAAGAAAUGCCCUUGUAACUUAGCGAACUGACCAUUCCAUUUCUAUAUGUCUCUUAGAGAGCCCUGCGCUUCAUGGAAUCAACGGUUCUAGUGGUUUCUCCCUCAAAAGUUACAGUUUGCGGGCUUUUUUGGUGCACGGACCAAAUGUUUGGAACUGAGUCCCCAUUAAUAUCAGGCAGAGAACAUCCUACACUACUUUUAAGAAGAACAUGUAGACCUAUUUGUUCAAAACUUUUUUUCAAUUAGUUUAUCAUUUCUUGUUUUUAUUUGUAUAAUGUUAUUACAGCGCCUCGAGCCUGCUUAAUGUUUGUUAACGGAGCUCUAUACAUUAAAUUAUUAUGAUUAUU